Eruca vesicaria subsp. sativa (arugula) is the source of this 273-nucleotide messenger RNA. The record is from the annotation of a GenBank genome assembly. Lineage: Eukaryota; Viridiplantae; Streptophyta; Magnoliopsida; Brassicales; Brassicaceae.
AUGGCGUCCUUUGCUCGCCGAGCCAUGAGCCUAGCUCAGAUUCCUUCUGCACGUGCCCCCGCCUCUGUUUGUCAGCGUCGCGGUCUCGCCGGCGCCGCUGAUCACCAUGGAUCUACCAAGGUUGACUUCUGGAAACAGCCAACAAACCCAGGAAACUGGAAGGAGGAGCAUUUUGUACUUAUUUCGCUCUCUGGCUGGGGAAUGCUUUUCUACGGUGGAUACAAGCUCUUCACCGGCGGCAAAGGAGAGAAGCCUGCCGAGGCUGCACAAUGA